Molecule: messenger RNA, 1230 nt
Organism: Fusarium vanettenii 77-13-4
Lineage: Eukaryota; Fungi; Ascomycota; Sordariomycetes; Hypocreales; Nectriaceae
Exons: 8
Coding region: 1-1230 (409 amino acids)
Source: RefSeq, a predicted model, not a curated record
AUGGCUGUUUCGGUUCUUACUCUUGCCGUCCUUGGGCCUAUUGGCUUGGGUCUAUUGCAUCAUGUUGAGGCCAAGGCGGCGGUAAGGCCACUACCAGAUGCGGCGCAGGUGAUUGAUCAGAAGAGCUUCCUUGUCUUGGACAAUAUCCCGGCACCAAAGGAAUUUCUCGCAACCAAGGAAUUUACAUGGCCUGGAGUCACGCAAAAAUCUCUCAGUGAACGACCCUUCCAUGUUUAUGACCCCGAGUUCUACGACAUCAUUGGAAGUGAUCCUUCCCUGACAUUGCUGUCCACAUCGGAUAAGGACCCCAUCUUCCAUGAAGCUGUCGUCUGGUACCCUCCUACCGACGAGGUCUUUUUCGUUCAGAAUGCUGGCGAUCCCGAUGCUGGAACAGGCCUCAACAAGUCGUCUGUCAUCCAAAAGAUUUCUCUUGCAGAGGCUGAGGCCCUGAGGAAUGGCUCGCACGAAGCUAGUGAAAUCAAGAUUACCAUUGUGGAUUCGAAGUCACAGGUCAUCAACCCCAACGGUGGCACGAACUACAAGGGCCAGAUCAUCUUUGCCGGCGAAGGCCAGGGAGACAAGAUCCCCUCCGCUCUCUACCUCAUGAACCCCGAGAAGCCAUUCAACACUACGACCCUCGUCAACAACUUCUUCGGUAGACAGUUCAACUCCCUCAACGAUGUCUCCAUCAACCCUCGAAAUGGUGACAUUUACUUCACCGACACCCAAUAUGGUUACUGGCAGCAUUUCAGACCCGAGCCUGGCCUGCAAAACCAGGUUUACCGUCUCAACCUGGAGACCGGGGCAGUGACUGUAGUUGCGGAUGGCUUUGUAUCUCCUAACGGCCUCACAUUUUCUCCGGAUGGAUCAUAUGCAUAUGUCACAGAUACCGGACUGAGCCAAGGACUAUUUGGGCAGAAUUACACGCGACCCGCUUCCAUCUACCGCUUCGACGUCCAAGAGGACGGCACGUGGGAGUAUCGCAAGACAUUCGCCUACGCUUCAGCACGUCUUCCUGAUGGAAUUCACUGCGACUCCAAAGGAAACGUGUACGCAGGCUGCGGAGAUGGCGUCCACGUCUGGAACCCCUCUGGAAAAUUCAUCGGCAAGAUUUUCACAGGUAUCAACGCCGCCAACUUCCAAUUCGCUGGUGACGGUCGGAUGAUUAUCAUGGGAAGAACCAAGUUGUUCUAUGCUACGCUUGAGGCUUCAGGAGCGCGUCUAAACUGA